AUGGAUGGUCUCUUAUGGAAUAUCAAAGCAACUAUACCACAAAAACGAAAAAUAGAUACGUCUGCAGAAGAAAUCAAUACCACUCGUGUAAAAGUUGGACAUAGCAAUGAAAAAGAAAAUACCUUUGUAGAUAAUGGAUAUCAAGCCAGCAUGAUGAACAGUGAAGAUAAUGAUAUCCCUGAAGAACACAACUCGAACCUGUCGCACGAAACUGACGACACGUAUAACACAGAACUAUCAAACGCUUAUGCCGAGAUAUAUAAAGUCAAAAAGUACGUUUUGACUUAUCAUGAACUGAAUAACGAAACCCAAGCAUUCAACGAACUUGGCUACGACGUUGACAGCGACUUCAUUGAAAGAUUACGAUUAUCAUCUAUAUGUUUGAAAUAUACUUUACCUGGUGGAAGCAAAAUUCAACCAGAAGAUUUAGACAUUGAAGAAGUUAAAAAUAUAAGAGUAUAGAGGCGGAUAAUACUCUUCAUUAAACA
Molecule: messenger RNA, 488 nt
Organism: Rhizopus microsporus ATCC 52813
Lineage: Eukaryota; Fungi; Mucoromycota; Mucoromycetes; Mucorales; Rhizopodaceae
Exons: 4
Coding region: 1-462 (153 amino acids)
Source: RefSeq, a predicted model, not a curated record